AGAUGCUGUUUGUAAAUACGUUGCAUAGGGUCACGCACAGCGCCGCGUAUCUUACCUGCAUAUGCAUGGCCGCCCGGUAACGUGUAACUGUGUGCUACUGCUGCACGUAACUCUGUGUCACUGCUGGUGCCCGGUAAGGGGCGGUGUGCGUGUGUAGUACAGGUGCGGAAUCUGCGGAGGACCAGGGUAGAGCGGCCGGUGUUGCGGGCAGAGGGAGACAAUGGGCCGCCGGUAUAUGUGCGACUACUGUGACCGCUCGUUCCACGACAACCUGCACAACCGAAAGAAGCACCUGAACGGGGUGCAGCACCAGAGGAGCAAGAAAGCCUGGUAUGAUCUGUUCAGAGAUUCAUCGGAGAUCCUUGCUGAAGAAGAAUGUAAGAAACUAUGCAGACGCUUCCUACAGACGGGCCAGUGUGACUUUGGUCCAGCUUGCCGCUUUUCACACAUGACUGCCCAGGACUUAGAUGCUCUGAAGGCUCGCGUUGAAGGAGAGAGAAGGUUAAAAGAGGAACAGAGUAAACAGAUUCCUCCCUGCGAUGUGGAGUUGUGGCUGGAAGAGCGAGCUAAGAAAGAGAGCACUCGCAGUGAGAGUGCACCUGUGUCUGAGCAUCCUGUAUACCAUUUACCGGCCGGAUGGCCUCCACUUUGUGAGCUGCCCCCAUCCCUCCAUCCCCCGACAGCUGCCGAUAGGUGCGACGAAGAGGACCUGGAAUGGGGCUGAUCCUUAGCCAUAGGAAAAUGUAAAAUCCUUGAUAAAAGGAUGAGAUAUAAUUACAGACAAUGUUUUAGUGAUAGAUGUGGCACACAAAGUAUAUACUCUUGUGAGUUCAUGUAUCCAGAAUAAAGAUGAUGAGAUCUUUGUCUGCAAUAAGCUGAGACCCACACUGUUACAUAUCAAAGAGAAUGCAAAAUGGUGGUGGUCAAUAAAUGCAGUGUGUGGCCUUUU
Molecule: messenger RNA, 949 nt
Organism: Pseudophryne corroboree (corroboree frog)
Lineage: Eukaryota; Metazoa; Chordata; Amphibia; Anura; Myobatrachidae
Gene: ZMAT5
Product: zinc finger matrin-type 5
Exons: 5
Coding region: 221-724 (167 amino acids)
Cellular component (GO): U12-type spliceosomal complex
Molecular function (GO): zinc ion binding
Source: RefSeq, a predicted model, not a curated record